GCAAAAUUUUUUAUCUUUCAUCUUCUCUGAUUUCUUUUUAUUUCUCUAAUAUUCUUCAUGGCCCCUCCUGCUGUUGAUUCGAUUCCCUCUGUUUCCACCGUCGGAUCCACGGCAGCUACGGCAGCUAUUGCAUCUUCACCAGUUGAUAUUCUCAGUGAUUAUGCUCACCGUAGUAGCCAAAGUUUCAGUGUAUUGCUGAACCGCUAUUUCCAAGCACUUGAUAUGCUAGCUGCCUACAAGCAACGAGAAGCAACUUUGCUAGCUCUUAUGGAGCAGCAACAAGAUUCCAACGCUCUCGAUGAGGAGACUUAUCUGCCAUUGAAGGAUAGCAUCAAGAUCAUGCGUCUUCAUAUUGAUCAAGCCAAGAAGUUGGAAGCAAAGACAUUCCUUAAAUGUUUUGAAGCCGUUAAGACUGAACCAGGUUGGAGUCAAGAGAAGAAGGUCUCUGUAUUGCAAGCUAUGCUGGCUCUUGGAGAAUAAGCGUAAUUCCUCUCUUUGGUUAUAAAAAGAAAUUGUCUCACCGGGCCUAGCAGCUAUACGGAGAACGCCGCACCCCCCUCCUCAGCCCAACCUCACUCACCUACACAUACACAUGCACUCAAAAGCUUCAAUUUUGAUUUUAUCUUUUCCCUCUUAUCGAGAUAUCCUUCAUCAGUGAUUUCUUCUCUAAUUCUUAGAUAGUGUAAUAUCCGCAUCCUGUGCCUUUUCGUAUUGAAUUUUUUAAAGUAGUGUAGUUUACAUUUUUUUCCCACUAUUGCAUAGAUCGUUUGAAACCAAUUGAUCUCUCCCCCAAUCGAAAAUAAAGAAGAAAACAAAAAAUUCACUGGUCUUGC
Umbelopsis ramanniana AG is the source of this 833-nucleotide messenger RNA. RefSeq lists its product as uncharacterized. The record is from RefSeq and is a predicted model, not a curated record. The coding region runs from base 58 to 480 and encodes 140 amino acids. NCBI's taxonomy places the organism in Eukaryota, Fungi, Mucoromycota, Umbelopsidomycetes, Umbelopsidales, Umbelopsidaceae. The transcript has a single exon.